ACCAGUCGGGAAGAGCACCAGGGCAUUCAGCUGAGAGACUUCUCAGAGGUGGACUUAAGACCCUAACAACAGGCGAAGAAAAAAGAAAGAAAGAGGGAAUAUGGUGCAUAGAGAAUAGACCAGGUGUCUCCAGGCUGCCAAAGCUGAGAGGACGUCUUCAGUUUCAAGACAAGAGUUUUGUCUUAGCCUUUACAGAAGAUCAAGGGACAAGAGGGCAAAUUACUCCACGCCAUUUGGGCACAGCUCUUUCUUCUGAGGAUCAGUGCCUUCAAGGCCUUUGAUUGUAAAGGUGUUGGUGAAGACAUUUGGAAUUAUAAGGAGGUGCCUCUCACUCACGCUUACGCUCAAAUGCAACAAUUGCACCCCUUUUUCCUUAGCCUGUGACAAAAACCUUGGGCUGGUACAGUGUUCAGUUAAGUUUUCGUUUCUUUUCACCACCUCACUCCCCCACUUCAUAAGGUUUGUAAAGAAGCCUGGCAUAUUCUCUCCAUCCAUCUUUAACAGAAACUCACCGCGUGAUGGUGCGCCAGACGAUGGCCAGCCCCCUUCUUUCUGCUUGUCCGUUCCAAUUAUUCGCUAUGGGACUGCUAGCAGUGAUUUUUUGUGCUGGCUCUGUGGAAACUGAGAAAGAUGGAAGCGGAAGGGGCCAAGGGAAGAAAUCUGGAUGGAAUGAAGCAGGCAGCCUUCCUUUGUCAUCAUCCAAUAACCUGAACACUUCUAUAAGAAAGAUCCACCACAAUGAUUCUCGAGAUGCCUGGAUGCUCCUUAUGAAACAGUCAAGCAGUGGGGUAAACAGCAAAAAAGGGGACAGAAGCAAAUCCAAAAAAAUGAAGUUUAGCAUUCCUGGCCCACCAGGGCUUGCCGGUCCACCAGGACCUCCUGGAGUCAUGAUUACUCGUGAAGAGCUGUUGAGGGAAUUCCGAACAUUGUUGAAAGGGGCUAUCAGGGACCGCGAAAGGAUCAGUCUUAAAGCCUGUGAAAACUGUGAGGAAGAAAAGAACAGGGGUGGAGAAGAAAGUAACUUCUUUGCUCAGUUCCAUGAUCCACUGCUAGAAAGCAGAGAGCAAGGGAGAGUGGUGGCAGCAUUCUACUGCCGAAUGCGGAAGAACAUUUCAAUUGAACGACGCUCCCUGCAAGAGCUGCAACUCUAUUAUAUACCUAAAAAUGGGGAGACAUUCCACCGUGGCCUGGGACUAAACCUUACUAGUGGGCAAUAUGAAGCACCUCUCAGUGGAUACUACAUCUUCAGUGCCACUUUGCAUGUGGUUCCUGAGAACCAUCCGAAGAAGAAUCGGCCACAUUCUCGGGAUCGGCUGCGCUUGCUGAUCUGCAUCCAGUCACUCUGUCGCCAGAACAUUUCUCUGAAAACAGUGAGCCAUUUGGACAAAAGCAGCAAACAUUUCACUAUUUCCGUCAAUGGAGUUCUCUUCCUGCAGGCUGGCCAGUAUGCUUCCGUUUUUGUAGACAAUGCCUCAGGAACCUCCCUCACUAUACGACGUGGCUCAGACUUCAGUGCUAUCCUUUUGGGCAUCUGACUGUCCCCGUAACCCACUUUUCCUUAGGCUGAAAGCUUGUCUUUACCAGUGCUCCAUUAAGCUUUUCCCCCUGCAAUCAAGUCUGUGGACUUAGCAACACUAUAAGGAAGACACAAUUCCUGUUUGUGCAAUGGAAGCAAACCAGAGCCACUCCUCAGUGGCUAAACAUGCCAAGGUGAAGAACUGGGUUCAGGAAAACUGGCCAAACAUGAGGUCGAACUGAGCAACAAGAUGUUCAACAAAUUUAUAAAGGGUGAAAGCAAGUGAUGCAGGAUUACUGCUGUUAAUCUAGAAUGUUCUGUAUAUGUCUACUGUUUGAUAUUUCAGUUUCAGAGGAAUCCUCAAACCUAGUUUAUUUCCAUAAGUAAACAUGUUGUUCCCUACUCAGCAUGAGACUUCACAUUUACACUUUUAGAAGACCCAGCUAUCUUAUUAGUUCAGACAUUUCCAUACUAAUGUUUCCCACAUAAUACAUAAACAUUUUGCUCUUUGUGUGGGACUCUCUUGUCUGAUCACUUCUUUAUCCUAAAGUACAAUUCCACUAUUGUUUUGUACUUCACAUUACCAAACUCCUUUUUUUUAGCUUUGACAGAUUGCCUUCUGUAUGAUACCAGUUACCUACCUUGGUUGUUUUUUGAUAGAGAUAUUGGGUUGCUAGCAAAGUACUGGUAGCCAAGCUAGCUGUUCUGCUGAAGUCAGUCAGAACACCUAUGUACUGGUAGCCAAGGCUACUAAAUGGAAGGAAGGUCAUACAUUGUGCUACCCAAAGAAACAGAUUACAUUUAUCAGAAAAAGCAUACGUAAUGUUAGUAUUCAGGCAUGGGGUGGUGAGAUGGGGGACUAAGAGUACUUCAUUUUCUUAGUAAUUACCCUGUUUCCCCGAAAAUAAGACCUAACCUGAAAAUAAGCCUUAGUAUGAUUUUUCAGGGU
Pogona vitticeps (central bearded dragon) is the source of this 2465-nucleotide messenger RNA. RefSeq names its product erythroferrone (gene ERFE). Gene Ontology annotation, molecular function: hormone activity. Lineage: Eukaryota; Metazoa; Chordata; Lepidosauria; Squamata; Agamidae. Gene Ontology annotation, biological process: positive regulation of D-glucose import across plasma membrane; positive regulation of insulin receptor signaling pathway; negative regulation of gluconeogenesis. The record is from RefSeq and is a predicted model, not a curated record.